Messenger RNA from Thyridium curvatum, 2892 nucleotides. RefSeq lists its product as uncharacterized. Lineage: Eukaryota; Fungi; Ascomycota; Sordariomycetes; Thyridiales; Thyridiaceae. Gene Ontology annotation, molecular function: ATP binding; protein serine/threonine kinase activity. The transcript is spliced from 3 exons. Gene Ontology annotation, biological process: peptidyl-threonine phosphorylation; peptidyl-serine phosphorylation. The record is from RefSeq and is a predicted model, not a curated record. Bases 1 to 2892 code for a protein of 963 amino acids.
AUGGAGCCCGUCGGCACACCUAUCGAGGACGCCGUCAGACCUGGCAUUGGGACGAGUAACACCCGUACUCCCCUACCUUUGGACUCCAGUUCCACCUUCAAUACUCCCGAUAUUGGAAAGCUAUCUCCCUCACAAGCACCAGGUCAUCCGUCGCUGACUGCCCAGAGCAGCAGCCAGGUCACAGUCAAUGACUUUGGGGAUUCCAAGGAGCUUAGCGAACAUCGACCGCCCAACAAUGCCGCUGAAGACGACCGAAAAUUUGAUGGUGUUCUGGAGAAAUGCGAUGAUUCCGGGAGCCCUAGUGCCAUCGACCAUGAUCCCCCGAGUCGUGACGAAAUCGUGUCCCACGCAGGAGGCCACUUCCCAGACAGUCUCUCCCGACACCAAGCACUGAAGGAACAAGACCUCCGAGACAGAAGCGCCAAUGCAUCACAUCCUGACACAAUAAGAGAGCCUGCAGUCCAUGAAGAGGCUUUGGAGGAAGCUCUUAGAGCUGCGUUGUGCAACUGUCCCAAUUCCAAGGAUGGGUUCGUCCCGUUUGACGCCUUGAACCGUCUCAUCACCAAAAGCCACGUUCUAUCAGAACUAUCAACCACUCUACCUGGUGUUGGGAGAAAGGUUAUCGAGGAAUAUUCCCAGGCAGUUCUAGCUCGCAAGGUAAUUCCUCCUCCUGGACCAACUGUGAUCCCGACCUCGUCUCCAACGUUCACUACCCGGCGGAAGAUCUUCGCUAUCCUCGUCCUCCUCGGAAAGGUACCUGCCAUCGUCGAUUUUAUCAGAGAGGAUCUCUAUGACAACAUCCUUCCGUUAAAGAUAAUCGAUAAUCACAAACAAGGAAGACCCUUUCUGUAUUACCGACCUGUCAAAGAUGGUGACCUGAGGCCCCUCGAAUUUGCUAUACCCUGGAGAGCUGCCGACCGCGAGCAGUUCGAGCAGUACCAGUGGCGUUUCCUGGCCCCCUACUUCGAUGUGUGCAACGAAAAAGGGAAGAACAAAGUCCACCACUACGAUUUACCGGAUGGAACCGUACUCCCCUUUAUGAAAAAGGACCAGUAUCUCAGAGGCGGCUACAGCGAUGUUUGGCGGGUGAUCAUACACCCUGCCCACCAUAACCAUCCUCAACAGAACAGCCCGUCUUUUGCGAUGAAGCGGCUGCGAGAUGGCACCGAUUUCAAAGUGUUCAAAGCCGAAGCUUCAAACCUCAAACGAUUUAAUAGCCAAGGCUUUCCUCACCUGAUCAAACUUUACUUGACCUUUCGCCUCCAAGGACACUAUUACCUCCUCUUCCCAUGGGCAGAUGGCAAUCUACUACAGUUCAUGAAGACCACAUUCCCCGACCCGAGAAUACCUUGCCGCACUCGCGAAUUGGCGAUCUGGUUCAUGGGAGAGUGCUGCGGUGCAGCAGAAGCAUUGAGGAUGAUUCACACCUUUCCCACGAGUGAGCAACCAUCGGUGGUGUCUGCGCCGCAGGCAAAACAUGGUUACCACGGGGAUCUGAAGCCAGAAAACAUCCUAUUCUUCCUAGACCACGAGGGAAGAGAGGACUUGAAUGGGUUGAAGAUGGCAGUCCUGAAAAUUGGUGACUUCGGCUUGAUGCAGUGGCACAACUCAAGUUCGGUGGAAAAAGUUCAGGCCAACGCUGUUUCGCGAACAUACAGGGCUCCAGAAUGGGACAUUGGAAAAAAAGUGGUUUCCCAGAGCCACGAUAUCUGGGCUUUGGGGUGCGUUCUUCUCGAGUUUUGUGCUUGGUACCUGGGAGGUUGGGAAGAGGUUGAUCAAUUCUCCCAGAGGCGCGCUGGUGGAGACUCUGGUGAUAACGGUUGGGACGACUUUAUCCGAGAGGAUGCUUUUUUUGACUACGCCAAGCUACCGACAAGCGGCCCAGAUGAUCCAGAUAUCUGCGUUAGAGCCAAGCAAGCGGUCUAUGAGGAGUUUGCCUCGCUUCUAAAUCUGAGCAACUGUACCGACUUCAUGACCAAGAUGCUCAUUUUUAUCAGAGAGCACCUCUUGAGGAUAAAUUCCAGGAACAGGGCAGAUUGCGACUACAUCUGCACCGAGCUGAAAAAGAUUCACCAAGAAUGUAUUGCAGAUGCAGCUUUCUGCACUGAGCGUCUCAACGUCGGGACAAUUCGUGUGGGAACGGAUCUCUCGGAGACGUACGCUCUCAACCCAUCAGCGGUGCAGAAGGAUCAUAUCCAGCGGCAGAACCCGUUGCUUAAUCACACGGGUCCAGUCAAUGCGGGUAACGUGGAACCUCUUAAUCACGACUCCGAAAGCCCAGGGCCCAGCCGUUCUUCCCGGGAAGCAAGACAAUCCAUCUCCUUCCCAGAAAAGGAGUACAACAUAGUUGGCAAGCUCAUGGAGAGUAAGCACGACAAAGGAGAAAAUAUCACUUUGGUAGUGGAGCAGUCUGGCGCACAGUUACUGUCCGAGGAUCAUGUAGUAUCCCCCGACAACCAGGACCAACAACCGCGAGAUACUACGAUCGAGAACGGAAAUAAUCGGAACUCCCAUUUGGUGGCAUCCCAGCCGACAUCACCCUGUGAAGCCAUCGCUGAGGAUGAGCUUGAAGAGGGGAUGCAAAGCCAGAAACAGACAGGGGAGAUUGAGCCGCAAGUCAAUCAGGCUCCUUCCAAUGCCAAUUGUCCCAAUGCCGCUUCUUCCCUGAAUGUCCCACAAGGCGCUCCGAGCCAUCAUUCAGGGGCGUCAGUUAAGAGUGGGAAAGGGUCUCGUGGAGCAUCGUCCAUCACCGCUACGAAUCGUAGUCAGGAAAACGGAAGCUUUGACCCCGGCCCCAGUCCAGCACCUCCCGGCGACUCCGAGGGGCCACAGCUGAAGCGGUCCUUCCGGUCCUUUCUAAGACGUCUCUUCUGCUUUUCGUCCGAGGUUUGA